UCCGGAGAAACUCAAGCCGGGCGAUGAGAGUGAACAAGGACUCGUACGUCGUACUUCAUCCUGGACACUUCCGGUCGAGUAUGACGCGCGCGUCAAGGCGAUGGAGGUGGACGAACGGCCCACCGAGCACUACUCGGACUUUGGCGGGUUGGACAAGCAAAUCCAGGAACUAAUUGAGGCCGUCGUGCUGCCGAUGACGCACAAGGACAUGUUCAUGAACCUGGGAAUUCAUCCGCCGAAGGAAGUGCUGCACGCUUUCGGCUGGUACCUGUGUGGCGCAAACAAAGUCGACCUUCCUGAAGCUGGCCGACCCGCAGCUGGUGCAGAUGUUCAUCGGAGACAGUGCCAAGCUCGUCCGGAACGCGUUUGCACUAGCCAAGGAAAAGUCGCCGGCGAUUACUUCCUGCACGCGAUUACGCUGCAGACGCAUCUAACUGUUUCAUAUGCAUGUUUUAAAUUUAUUUGACCUAAUUUGGUCACCUGGAAUUAAAUGAGAGACGAACAUUGAAGUUUCUUGGAUUUUCUUUUUAUUUGUGGUUUCAGCUGUAUUUUUUUUGAAUUGUUAAAUAUGUUGAACAAAAACAAUAAUCAUG
Messenger RNA from Culex pipiens pallens (northern house mosquito), 593 nucleotides. RefSeq names its product probable 26S proteasome regulatory subunit 6B. The transcript has a single exon. The coding region runs from base 101 to 466 and encodes 121 amino acids. Gene Ontology annotation, biological process: proteasome-mediated ubiquitin-dependent protein catabolic process. Gene Ontology annotation, cellular component: proteasome regulatory particle, base subcomplex. The record is from RefSeq and is a predicted model, not a curated record. Gene Ontology annotation, molecular function: proteasome-activating activity. Lineage: Eukaryota; Metazoa; Arthropoda; Insecta; Diptera; Culicidae.